GUACGAUAGAAUUCUGUAAUGCUUUCGAUGCCGAAAAAGAACAAUCUAGUAAAUGACUAAAAACAGAAUUACAGAGAAGGUGUUGGCUGCGAAACACUUGACAAAGCAUGUCAGGUCCAAAACAAAACACAUAACGGACUAAUCUUUCCAUCCCAAACCCCAUGUGGAUGCUGCAAAACUUGUUUAACGAACUUGAUGGAGGGCGACGAUUGUUCAAUUGGUCUACCGGGUGCACCACUGCCAAAUUCAAUUUGUGGUGAUGGACUUUAUUGCUCAUUGAAAAAUGGCAAUUACUUCCCAACAUGUGAGCCAAUGUUAGAAACAAGCGAGUGUUUUCGGAUGAGAAGAGAAUUUGACAAUAAUUUGGGGAAAGGUUCUAUUGGACACCUACAACAAGCUCCAUUGUGUGAUGGAGAUGGUGAUUUCUCUCCAUUAAUUUGUAUUCCUGGACAAACCUGUUUUUGCGUCAACAAACGUGGAGAAAGAAUUUUCGGUGAUGGACUUUAUAGAAAGAAUAUUCAUCAAAUAAUGCAAUGCGAGUGCUCGCGUCUCAAUGAUAAAUUGAAGGAAUUAGUUGAGCAGAGUUUUCCAUUUUUUUCAACUCGCUGUCAAAGCGAUGGAUCAUUCGAUCCAGUCCAGUGCUUUGGUGAUUUAUGCGUCUGUGUCGAUGAGCGAAGUGGAUCUCCUACAUCAGACACGAAAAAUUUGACCGUGGGAUUAAGUGAAUUACCAUGUUACGAUGAAAAAAUUCACCAUGAUGAAUUCAAUUAUGCUCGUCCAUGCGAAAAUAUAAAACUUGGAUUAAUUAACAUGAUUUUUGAAGUCGAGCGAGAAGGAUUUAUCGAUGUGGAAGUGCUGGUUGAUAUUUGUGAUCUGGAUGGUUCCUACGCUCCAGUUCAAAAAAACGAUUUGUCACUUUUCUGUGCAGACAAAAAUGGGGAAAGAAUUGAAGAGUUUUCAGUUUCAAAAGACUCGCCAGACGCUGACAGUAUGAAUUGUAAAUGUGCACGUGCUCGAAAAUUGCUGACCGACAAUAAUUAUCUUGAAAUACCGGAGUGUUGCUCGAAUGGAAAUUAUAAAAAGCUCGCAUGUCGUAGGGGUUUCUGCUUUUGCGUUGACGAAGACGGUAAACAAGUGUCAGUGGAAGUAAUUGAUAUUCAUAAAACCAAAUUACCAUGCUCAGAAAAUGAAUGUAACUAG
Messenger RNA from Clunio marinus, 1200 nucleotides. The record is from the annotation of a GenBank genome assembly. NCBI's taxonomy places the organism in Eukaryota, Metazoa, Arthropoda, Insecta, Diptera, Chironomidae.